Molecule: messenger RNA, 548 nt
Organism: Tribolium madens (black flour beetle)
Lineage: Eukaryota; Metazoa; Arthropoda; Insecta; Coleoptera; Tenebrionidae
Product: coiled-coil domain-containing protein 124-like
Exons: 1
Coding region: 10-516 (168 amino acids)
Biological process (GO): transcription by RNA polymerase II
Cellular component (GO): nucleus
Molecular function (GO): transcription coactivator activity
Source: RefSeq, a predicted model, not a curated record
GUCAAAAAAAUGCCGAAAAAAUCAAUGAAACCCCAAGCUGUUGACAAAGAUUCGUGGCAAGAUGACGAUAAAAUUGUCAGAAGAAAACAACAAAGACGAGAAGAAAAAUUGUCAAAACAACAAGAAAUUGCGACGAGGAAAGCCGAAAAUAAGUUGUUGUUGGAGCAGGAAGAUGGUUUAUUGAAGUCUGGGAGAGUUGCAAAACUCACACGGGCCCAAAUCGGGUCGAAUUCGCGGCCAAGUGUCAAAUUGACUUUACCGGAAAACUGCAACCGGAUUGUCGACGGUGCAAGUGCCCGGAGUGUCGACGAGGCAAUUAAAAUUCUCGAUGACGCACCCGGAGUCGACAAACACCCGGAAAAACGGAGAAAAGCCGCGUUUUUGGCCUUUGAAAGUCGGAGACUCAAGCAACUGAAAACUGAAAAACCGCAGCUGAAGUUGUCGCAAUUGAAGGAAAUUGUGUUCAAGGAGUGGCAAAAAGCGCCUGAAAAUCCCAUGAAUUUCUCUCUUGAGUAACUUAACUUUCUUGUAAUUUGGUCAAUAAAAAU